This is a messenger RNA of Drosophila takahashii, 1938 nucleotides long. RefSeq lists its product as uncharacterized. NCBI's taxonomy places the organism in Eukaryota, Metazoa, Arthropoda, Insecta, Diptera, Drosophilidae. The record is from RefSeq and is a predicted model, not a curated record.
AUGGGAUAUAGCCAAUUUGUAGUUGAGAUGAAGAAGAAUAGUUUCAAUUUCAUUCUGUUGUGCUUGAUUUUCUACGUCUUACUAUUUUACCGAGGGCCAUUUGAGAACCAAGUGGAAGGCGUUCAGCCGCCCUUGGAAGGAAAACCCGAUGGAAGGAGGCUGUUUGUGAACACUUCGCAGUGCCAGAUGAUUGCCAUGGAUCCCCUGUCGCCCAUUGCGGUCCAUCAUAUGACACCGAUGCCCAUAUAUUGGUGCUACAUGAUCAAGCUGCUGGAGGCCACAACGAUUGGAGGUAGGAAUUACCUGAAAUUGGCCGCCAGUGCGAAACAACUUUGGCAGAAGCUCGGAGUUCGGAGGUUAAGUGAAAUCACCUGCGCAUACAAUCGCUUUGUGCGCCUAACCGACUUUCUCAACAAGUACAAGGAAUCGAAAGUCUUUCGCUUUAGCAGGCUCAGUAAUGCCACCGAAGUGAAGUCGGGUAAUAUAACCCUGCGUGUUUGGUGCUGGAUGGACUUUGGCCGUCUCGUUUAUCACGAUGUUCUGAUAUUCCUGCCAUUGAAGGAGGAUCAAAUGGGAAAGACUCCUAGUUCGGAAGAGCCCGUAAAGCGACUUUCCGUUAUGAUCCUGGGUAUCGAUUCUAUAUCGCACAUGCACUACCGCCGUUAUUUCACUCGAGUAAUGGACUUUGUGGAUCGCCUGCCUCACGCAGAGAUGUUUGGCUACAAUCGCGUUGGGCAAAACUCUUAUCCCAAUGUGGUGCCCCUUUUAAGUGGUCAGAGUGUCGAGGAGGUGGAAUCGCGAAGAGGUUGCUUUGGGGCAAACAACCAGACAAACUUCGACAAGUGUCGCCUGCUGUGGAACGAUUUUAAGGCAGCUGGUUAUGCCACCAUUUUGGGCGAGGAUUCCCGCAUAGGGGCCACCUUCAAUUAUGCAAGGCCCGGCUUUGGGCGUAAACCCACAGAUUUCUACUUGCGAAACGUUAUGAACGAGAUCCACACGUGGACCAAAUAUUCAGCCAGAGGUCCCAGCGAGAUAACCUGCUCUGGCGAUCGGGUAUACCAUCAUGUUCUGUACGACUUCAUCUACCGUUUGUUCCCUCACUUGCAGGCAAGAUGUUGGGAUCGCGGUUUCUUUGCCUUUUUUUGGCAAUCGAUGGGAGUUCACGAUUAUUUUCAGUAUGGCGAACAGACGGAUUUGCAAUAUUACUUUAUUCUGCGCGCCUUAAGAAGUCGAAAGAUCCUUGAUAGAACCUUGGUGGUGCUUCUAUCCGACCAUGGCCUGCGAUAUGGUUCGUUUGCGAGAACAUUUCAGGGCAUGAGGGAGAGUUCGCUGCCAACAAUGGUGGCCAUAUAUCCGCGUUGGCUGGAAGAAAGAUUUCCACUGGCUGUAAAGAAUCUUAGAGCCAACGCUCGUCGAUUGGUUACCGCGUACGAUCUGCAUGAAACUCUGAAGGAUGUGGUUGAUCUGGAAAACCUCAGCGACGAGAGUAUUCAAAACAGAACCGAGAGACUACGAAAUGAUUACAAUGUCUCCCUAUUUCUGCCCAUUCCUGAGGAGCGAAGCUGUUUCUCCUCCCGCAUUCCGCUGCACUACUGCGAGUGCGAUGGAUUCAUCAAGAUACCCUGGAAUGUGCGAAGAAUCCGGAGGAUCGCCCAGUUUGCCGUCGAGAGCCUUAAUAAACUACUGCUACCCUAUAAACAGUGUCAUCAGCUGGAACUUCUAAUAGUGGAGGACGCCUAUCUGAGGAAACAGCAAAAUGUCAGCGAAGCCAUCACUGUUCGUAUGGUGACUAAACCAGGAAAUGGCCACUUUGAUGCCACCGUUCUCGCCAAAAAUGACAGUUCACUUCAGGGGGCCAUCACACGAACUGAUCAAUACAGACAUCAGUCAUUUUGUGCCCGCGAAGAGCCCAUCGAAAUCUAUUGCUACUGUUCUUAA